AUGGCUUCUCAGGUGUGCCAGAACUUUUGUGCUGACUGUGAAGCUACCUUGAACCGGCUAGUGAAUUUGCAGCUGUAUGCUAGCUAUUUGGAUCUGUCCACGUCCUACCACUUUGACUGUGAUUAUGUUGCCUUGUGUCACGUGGCCAGGUUCCUGAAGGAGCAGUCCCAAGAAAAGUGGGAGCAUGCAGAUAAGUUCCUGAAAGAUCAGAACAAGAGUAGAGAACGCAUCUUGCUGAAGGACCACAAGAAGCCAGAGAAGGAUGAGUGGGGCAACAGCCUGGAUGCCCUGCAGAGUGCCCUGCAGGUGGAAAUAAACGUGAGCCACGCCUUGCUGGAUCUGCACAAGCUUGCAACGGAGAAGGGAGACCCUCAUCUGUGUGACUUCCUGGAGUCUGAGUACCUGGAGGAAGAGGUGAAGGUCAUCAAGCAGCUGAGAGGCCACCUCACAAACCUGAGGUGCCAGGGACUGCUGCAGAACGGCAUUGGGGAGUACCUGUUUGACAAGCUCACUUUGAAGAAGAGCAGCUGA
Molecule: messenger RNA, 531 nt
Organism: Podarcis lilfordi (Lilford's wall lizard)
Lineage: Eukaryota; Metazoa; Chordata; Lepidosauria; Squamata; Lacertidae
Source: the annotation of a GenBank genome assembly